CCAGCCAGGUAACCUCCACGCGUGCCCGAGUGCUGCGGGUCCCUUUCGGAUACGUCCGGGGGGAAGAGCUGCGCUUGGGUCGGUGCACCCCGGUAACAUGGUAACAAUUUCUUACAAGGGAUAUUGUUAGCCAUGGCUAAUAACCUGGUGGGGGGGGGAGGUUUCUCCGCGUGCCCCUCUGAUUAGCAGAGGGCACAGUGGAAGAAACCAGGGGUAAACACCCCAAGGGGUGGAGAGCUGUGAAGCCUAUCGAGAGGAAGAAAACCUCUUUAAAAAUAACCGAAGCGGGCGGGAACGCCCACCUAAUCUCAAGGUUUGACGCCUGCCGAUGGGAUGAGUGGCUGAUGGGGGAUCAGUCGUUAGGGCGUCACAUUGGGGGGGGAACUGGGGUUUAAAAAAAAAAAAUCAUGGAUAAAGCGUCGUAUAAAAAUUCUACCCGGGAGGGUCCCGCUAGCGGGGAAUCCCUUGGUGCUUCGGAAAGCCGGAGCAUCGGCCCCAUCGUAUACGGGGGGGCCAACCGACGUUUAAUGGGGGUAGGUGCACGAAUGGGGGAUAAGGAAGAAGGAAAUGUGCUGGGGGAAACAGAGAAGGAGGAGAAGAGGAGAGAAGAAGAAAAGAAGGAGGAGGUAGUAAUGGAGAUAGGAGAAAUAGAGUCCGUGGGACCGAGGGAGGCAGGGCUGACGGAGUCCGUGGGACUGAGUGAGGUGGCGCUCUCGUUGCCGGGAUCCGACAUGAUCGUGGAGUGCGGACCCAGGUCAGAUUCGGAUGCCUCUAUAAUCGUGUCGGGUCCGGGCCGCCUGUGGCAAUUACAAGGCGUUAAAAGGCCACGUCUUGGGGAGGAUGCUUCGGUGUCAACAGAAACCGAUGAUGAGAUGUCGGAGGCAAGGAAGCCGAGAAGAAGGGGACGGCCUCCUGCUGCUGGCAAAUCUAUGGGGUCGGCCAAAGCCAAGGCGGAGCUGGCCAGGAAGAGGCGCCAAGAUGUCUCUGAGAAGGCAGAGGAGGAACUGUUGAGAGCCUCUGUCGUCUCUCAAUUCAGGAAGGAGCAGGGGCUUUCCGAUUCGUCGGCAGCCGGAUCGUUGGAGUCUGGGCCAGCAGAAGAGAAGACUGUGGCUCAGAUCCAAAUGCGAGUGCAGGACAGUCUGGCGGCGAUCACGACGGUCGCCACAAAGUCUGGCCAUCUCAAAGGGACAUUUGUGCGUGUCCUGAAGGACGCUGUGGUCUCCAUUAAAGAGGCUGUAGAAGUCCUCAGCUCGCGCACAAUGUCAGAGGAGACCAAGAAACUGCAGGCCGAAAACACGCGCUUGCAGGCUGAAAUGGCCAGCCUCCGUAAGGAGAUCGCUGACAUAAAAAGGGACAUGGAGAGUGCGCGGAAACAGGGUUCCGUGCCCUCUCCCUCGGAUAUGGCUGAAGAGCUGCCCCCUGUGUCGCAGCCUUCUCAAAGGGGGAAGAAGGGUCGACGCUCUGAAGCCAUCUCGGCUGCGUCCCCGAUAGAGGAAAUCUGUCGCUCGGUGAUGGUCCAGGUCGGAGAAAUGUUAAAUGCCCGCCUGGCCUCCUUCGAGGACAGGCUCCUCCCGGAAAAGCGACUCCGCCCCCCAUUGGCGGCAGAUAAAAAAGAAAAGGCAGCAAAGCAAGCAGGCCCCAGCCUACCUGUGAAGGAGUUGCGUCCCACAGAGAGGACGCUCUCCGGAGAAGAGUUACACCAAACACCACCUUCUGCAUCAUCCUUCCAACCCCCUCCCAAAGAGGGUCUUUGGGAGAGGGUUGGAGGGAGGAAGAAGGGGAAAAAGGGGAAGAAGAAGAAAAAGAAUAAGAAGAGGUCGAAAACUGGCGCACAUGGCGAUGGACCGCCCUUGCGGCCACAAGGCCAGUCAAAAUCACAGCCACAGUCUCAGCAACGGCCUCAACCCUUGAACAAGGCUCGAAAGCUCCGACCGCCUCGUUCUGCUGCGAUAGUUAUAACGCUGCAGCCAGGGGCUGAGGAGAAAGGAGCUUCCUAUAGUAAAGUGAUACAAAAGGCUAAGGAAAAUAUCUCACUGUCUGAUUUUGGCGUUGCCGCGGUACGGUUUAAAGUGGCUGCGACCGGAGCGCGGAUUUUGGAGCUCCCAGCGGCUUCUGGUGGAGAGAAGGCGGAUGCUCUGGCCCAUAAGAUCAGGGAAGUAGUAGGUGAAGAAUUUGUGCGAGUCUCUAGGCCCACCAAAUGCGUCGAUAUACGUGUUUCGGGCCUGGAUGACUCCGUCACCAGCAAUGACGUGGUGACCACCGUGGCACGUAUAGGAGGUUGUUCUGUUGAUCAGGUGCGUGCCGGGGAGGUAGUCCGCAAUUCCUCGGGCCUUGGGACGAUUUGGCUGCGUUGCCCAGUCAUGGCUGCAAAAAAGGUGGUCGAAGGAGGAAGACUAUUAGUGGGCUGGGUUUCGGCCCGCGUUAAUCUGCUCGACGAGCGACCCCAGCGGUGCUACCGCUGCUUAGAAAGGGGUCAUUUGAGGGCUCAGUGCAUCGCUGAGACUGACCGCAGUGACACUUGUUACCGCUGCGGGCAGAUUGGCCAUAAAGCGAAGGGGUGUUCGGCCGCGCCACAUUGUAGUGUGUGUGCGGCAGCUGGUAGACCAGCGGAUCAUCGGGGGGGCAGCGGCGCAUGCAAUCAGCCCAGAAAGUCCAGAAUGAAGAGUGGUAAAGCUGACGAUGGCCCCCGGGUCUCCUCGCAGUCUGCCGGCCCAUCCAUGAACAAUCGGGCUGAGGAGGUUGAGAUGGCCGUAGGAUAA
Maniola jurtina (meadow brown) is the source of this 2759-nucleotide messenger RNA. RefSeq lists its product as uncharacterized. The record is from RefSeq and is a predicted model, not a curated record. The coding region runs from base 408 to 2759 and encodes 783 amino acids. The transcript has a single exon. Gene Ontology annotation, molecular function: nucleic acid binding; zinc ion binding. NCBI's taxonomy places the organism in Eukaryota, Metazoa, Arthropoda, Insecta, Lepidoptera, Nymphalidae.